Molecule: messenger RNA, 4443 nt
Organism: Cololabis saira (Pacific saury)
Lineage: Eukaryota; Metazoa; Chordata; Actinopteri; Beloniformes; Belonidae
Gene: sppl3
Product: signal peptide peptidase 3
Exons: 11
Coding region: 448-1593 (381 amino acids)
Biological process (GO): membrane protein proteolysis
Cellular component (GO): cytoplasmic side of endoplasmic reticulum membrane; lumenal side of endoplasmic reticulum membrane; Golgi-associated vesicle membrane
Molecular function (GO): aspartic endopeptidase activity, intramembrane cleaving
Source: RefSeq, a predicted model, not a curated record
UCCCGGCGCACUCGCCAUAGACAACAGCGCCGAGCGGCUCCCACAUCAGCGAGCGGUGCGGGCUUGGAGCAAACGCUCCCAAUUCACUCUGGACACACCACAGGAUAUGGAUUUACAUUGGCAGUAGCAUCACUGGAAGACCGAGACCGAGCCGCCUCGGCUUUGGAGGGACAUUAUCAAAACCCACCGACGCCAGCAGCAGCCGUGUGUCUGCUCUCGGGCUGCUUUGUCUCGGCCAAGCAUCACCACCAUCACCCCCCGUUUCAACUGCGAGCCAGCAGAGCUAGUGAUCACUAGCUGCCGCUGCUGCCGGGAUAAUGCAUCACCAUGUUGUCACCUAGAGGUACCUGCUGCUAGGACGUGGUGUUUUCGAGGGAAGCAGAGUCUGAUCUGGCCGGUGCCGGGCUGAGCGGGAGCAGAACCGUGUUCGGGCUGCAGACCAGCGCCAUGGCGGAGCAGGGCUACUCCUCCUGGGCAUACUCUCUAGUUGACUCCAGCCAGGUGUCAACAUUCCUCAUCUCCAUCCUGCUCAUUGUAUAUGGCAGCUUCAGGUCAUUAAACAUGGAUUGUGAGAACCAGGAGAAGGAUAAAGAUGGUAACCCAACAAAUCCAGGGUCUUUUAAUAACAACACAAACAACAGCAUUCAGACUAUAGACUCGACACAGGCUCUGUUUCUGCCAAUAGGGGCCUCUGUCUCUCUACUAGUCAUGUUCUUCUUCUUUGACUCGGUACAAGUGGUCUUCACCAUCUGCACUGCAGUUCUUGCUACAAUUGCAUUUGCAUUCCUCUUGUUGCCAAUGUGCCAGUAUCUGACCAGACCCUGCUCUCCACAGAACAAGAUAUCAUUUGGCUGCUGUGGGCGUUUCACUCUGGCCGAGCUCCUGUCAUUCUCCCUCUCUGUUAUGUUGGUGCUCAUCUGGGUGCUGACAGGACACUGGCUUCUCAUGGACGCUCUAGCCAUGGGUUUGUGUGUUGCCAUGAUAGCCUUCGUUCGGCUUCCCAGUCUGAAGGUGUCUUGCCUGCUGCUGUCAGGUCUUCUCAUUUAUGAUGUGUUCUGGGUGUUUUUCUCAGCCUACAUCUUCAAUAGUAACGUGAUGGUCAAAGUUGCCACCCAGCCUGCUGAAAAUCCUAUAGAUGUUUUGUCCAGGAAGCUUCACUUGGGGCCGGGGAUGGGUCGGGAUGUUCCCCGUCUUUCCUUACCUGGCAAACUCGUCUUUCCCAGUUCCACAGGGAGUCACUUCUCUAUGCUGGGAAUAGGGGACAUCGUGAUGCCAGGUCUGCUGUUAUGCUUUGUCCUGCGGUAUGACAACUACAAGAAGCAAGCGUCAGGGGAAGUCCCAGGACCUAACAUGUCCGGGCGCAUGCAGCGCGUUUCUUAUUUCCACUGCACUCUCAUUGGAUACUUUGUAGGUCUCUUGACUGCAACUGUGGCCUCAAGGAUCCAUCGCGCUGCUCAGCCUGCUCUUCUUUACCUGGUUCCCUUCACCCUGCUGCCUCUCCUCACUAUGGCCUACCUGAAGGGGGAUCUGCGGCGCAUGUGGUCCGAGCCUUUCCAUACAAAGACCAGUAACUCUCGCUUCCUGGAGGUAUGAUGUACCCAGGGAUGAGCUGCCAGUACGGAGAAGACUGCUGAUCUUUUCCCUUGGUUUAAGGGAAGGAGAGAGGGCGCACUCACAGUGAGGCCAUGUUGUCAUCACUUGUUCAUGCUUUCCACCAAUCUUCUGUGAAAUCCCUCAGAAGGACACUAGUGUGUGGAUCACAACGCCCCCACCACGACUCAUCUUCGGUCCCUACAUCCUCCCUGUUUCAUCUCGACUUCCUCUUUGCUGUUUGUUUCCUCUUCAUUAUAGCACAUCCUGCAUGUGCUUUUUUUUGUUCUACCUCCCCACCCUGUCUCCCCCUCCCUACUUCUGUACUUUUUUGCCACUUCCUUCACGUGGCCCAUCACAUACAUCAGGCCUCUUCUCUCUCUUCGUUUCCUUUCUUUUUCUUUGUUGAUUUCUUCUGCAUUUCUUUCUCUCGGAUGAACUCAAGGACUAGACCUCCCCUCUUUUUGUGGACUUACGGUUGUGAGACAUGGAUGGGGUUUAUAUAUAUUUUUUUAGCAUUGUUGUGGUCAUUAUUAUCAUGAUUACUAUGGAACGAUUUAUACAAAUGGAGACGAGCUGGAGUGUUGCAGUGGCACAGAGCAGGAGAGGAUUCUUCCCCUCCAUCCGUUAUUUUCCCCUUUCAUCAUCGAUUCCUCCCUCUGUUCCAUCAUCCCUUGACGGUGGCUGCUCCCUGGCACUCCAGCCCUCCUCUGACACUCCCUGCGGGCCCCACCCUCCUCCUUCUCUGUUCAUCUGCUGUCCUCAUUCCCCACCCUCACAGAAAACUAUGUAUUUUAUUUAGAAAAGUUUUAUUCUUGUCAUAUACAGAAAUGAUGCAUUAUAAAUGGUUAACCCCCUCCUGGAGAAAAAAAGGUCACAGGGGUUAGAUUCUAUUUGUAUAUACGUGUACACAUGUAUUUGCAGUAUCUUGAGUUUGCAUUUGUGUUUGGAAGCAUGUUGCAUAGGGUGGGAAACUGACGCCAGCCAGCAGCUGGGUUUCAGUGACCAUCUGACUGCGAGUUGUGUUUAUUGGUGAGCAUCCAGAGGGUGUUCUCUAAUGGUUCUCUGCUCACGAGCUACAAACAUGACCAAUGGUGGGUUGUUUUUUUUGGGGGGGUUUCUUUUGUUUUGUUUUUUUUUUUUUUUUUGAGGGGGGCUUCCAUGUUGGUUGCUGGUAGAUGAUAAAGUUAGUUUCCUGCUCUAGUGUUAAAGUGUGUGGGUGUGUGUGUGUGUGCGCGUGUGUGUGUGUGUGUGUGUGUGUGUGUGAGAGAGAGAGAGAGAGAGAGAGAGAGAGAGGAGGAGAAAGACUUGAACACUUGAGCUUACAGCUGUUUAAGUCUGUUUUUAAUUUGAAAUCAUGACCAUGUUUAAAACUACUACAAUAAUCAGGUUUGAAUUGAACUGCGUAUGUUUGCUCAAAGGUGUCAAACACGUGACAAGCUGAAUCAAAAUUGUUUGUCUGCCCUUCAAACAUCUCUAGAAACUAAACAGAGGUUGUUCGGUUUUUUUUUUUCUUCUAAAUAAAUGAAUGUUAAUUAAUUUGACUGUCUUCCAUUUUGCUUAAGUCACCAUACAUUAUCCUGAUUUUUGAACAGAAAAACAAAGCCAAUAUCUGGCCUCUGAAAGCUUAAAUGGCAACACAUUUUAGACCUCAACUUUUUCAACACCAGUGUUACACUUCAGUCAAUGAAAACCUGACCAUUGUGAGAGUUCAACCUCAAAACUGGGAUAUGUGGAUCAGUUGGGAAAAGGAAGACAUGCUGUGGUUUGUUUCAUGUUUGGGUCCACCUGAUGUUCUCUGUGAGGAUGCCGCAGACAGCGUAUAUGCUUGAUCAAAUCUUAAAGUCUGGGCGUAUGGAGGAGAGGUGUGGAGCAGUCAUGUCUUUCAGAGAUCAAACAGAAAUCAGAGGUUUAAGAUAACCCCACCGGGUGGUUUACUGUCAGUUAAUAUUCAAUAAUAUACCGGAAGCUCCAGUGAUCACAUAACAGGAAGUCUGAGAGAGAUGGAUGAAGCUUUCCUUCCCUCCUCUUAUUUUUUAUUUUAUUUUUUUUUCCCCUCCUGGUUUUUUAAUGCUACCUGGCCGUGCAUGUUACGUGUACAGUGUAUAAUUUCUCAGAUUGUAUUAACAGGGCUUCUAGAGUCUUGAACCCUGCUGGCCUACAAAGAUGUACUGGACCUGAAAGCUUGUGUCAGUAGGUGAGACAACGGCUGCAAGUCAGAAAGACUGCAAUUGUUCAGCUCUGACUUUCUCCAUCUGAAUCACAAAGGUUGAAUAAUAUGAGCUGAAUGCUGCCUGGUUGGGGACGUCCACCAUCCUGCCCUCUGCAGUCAAGUAAUCCCUGAUGAGGAACUCCAAACCCCCCUCAUGGACAUGGCCCACACAUAUAUAUAUAUAUAUAUAUAUAUAUAUAUAUAUAUAUAUAUAUAUAUAUAUAUAUAUAUAUAUAUAUAUAUAUAUAUAUAUAUAUAUAUAUAUAUAAGCACACCCACAAAUAUAAAGACCAGAUGAUUUUUUUUUCAGCCCCUUUUUUGUAUUUUCUUCCCCUUCUAAGGCUUAGUUUAUUUGUUUUUUUUCUUCUAUCCCUUCCAGCAGAGGACUCAAGUUCUGUUGGUGCAUUGAAAUUGUAGCUGAAUGGAUUCUGUAUAGAAAAAUGGUGAAUAAAUAAAUUAAGAACUGUGUAGUGAAACAUGAAUCCUGAAGCGCUUGAUCUAAAACACAUUGUCUUCUCUUAACCCCCCCCCCCCCCCCCCCUUCCUCCUCAUUCAGGAUUCUGCUGUAAAUAAACAUGACUCUAACUGUAUCAACACUGCGUCUUGUUCUUUGAUUUUAUUAAAUGGUUUAUAAGCAUGAA